This is a messenger RNA of Dipodomys spectabilis (banner-tailed kangaroo rat), 1935 nucleotides long. RefSeq names its product solute carrier family 46 member 1 (gene Slc46a1). The transcript has 5 exons. The record is from RefSeq and is a predicted model, not a curated record. Gene Ontology annotation, biological process: transmembrane transport. Bases 16 to 1386 code for a protein of 456 amino acids. Lineage: Eukaryota; Metazoa; Chordata; Mammalia; Rodentia; Heteromyidae. Gene Ontology annotation, molecular function: transmembrane transporter activity. Gene Ontology annotation, cellular component: plasma membrane.
GCGUGCGCGUGCGCCAUGGAGGGGCGCGCCAGCCCGGCGAGCGAGCCCCGGCCUCGCCGCACGCUCCGCUGCGGCCCCGUAGAGCCCGUGGUCUUCCUGGCCAACUUCGCGCUGGUCCUGCAGGGCCCGCUCACCACGCAGUACCUAUGGCACCGAUUCAGCGCCGACCUGGGCUACAACGGCACCCGCCACCGGGGGGGCUGCGGCAACCACAGCGUCAACCCCGCCAUGCAGGAAGUAGAGACCCUCACCUCCCACUGGACCCUCUACAUGAAUCUGGGCGGCUUCCUGGUGGGACUUUUGUGGUCUACUCUGCUGGGAGCCUGGAGUGACUGUGUGGGCCGCCGCCCACUACUGGUACUGGCCUCCCUAGGCCUGCUGCUCCAGGUUGUGGUGUCAAUCUUCAUAGUCCAGCUGGAGCUCCAUGUUGGUUUCUUUGUGCUAGGCCGCAUCCUUUGUGCCCUCUUUGGCGAUUUUAAUGGACUGCUAGCUGCUAGCUUUGCCUCUGUGGCCGAUGUCAGCUCCAGACACAGCCGCACCUUCCGGAUGGCCUUGCUGGAAGCCUGCAUUGGUCUGGCCGGGAUGCUGGCGAGCCUUCUUGGGGGCCACUGGCUUCGGGCCCAGGGUUAUGCCAACCCUUUCUGGCUAGCCUUGGCCUUGCUGAUCGUCAUGACUCUGUACUCAGCAUUCUGCUUUGGUGAGACCAUGAAGGAGCCAAAGUCCACACGGCUCUUCACUCUCCAUCAUCACCGAUCGAUUUUCCAGCUCUAUGUGGCAUCAGCCCCAGAGAAGCCCCGGAAGCAUAUAGCCCUGUACUCAUUGGCCAUCUUUGUGGUGAUUACUGUGCACUUUGGGGCCCAGGACAUCCUGACCCUCUAUGAGCUGAGUGCUCCCCUCUGCUGGGACUCCAAGCUGAUUGGCUAUGGUUCUGCAGCUCAGCACCUUCCCUACCUCACCAGCCUGAUUGUCCUGCGGCUGAUGCAGUUCUGCCUGGCUGAUGUGUGGGUGGCGGAGAUCGGCCUGGUCUUCAACAUCCUGGGGAUGGUGGUCUUUGCAUUUGCAACCAUUACAGCCCUCAUGUUUACAGGGUAUGGCUUGCUCUUCCUGUCAUUAGUCAUCACACCUAUCAUCCGGGCCAAACUGUCCAAGCUGGUGGGCAAGUCAGACCAGGGUGCUCUCUUUUCUGCUGUGGCCUGUGUGAAUACCCUGGCCAUGCUGACAGCCUCUGGCAUCUUCAACUCGCUCUACCCAGCCACCCUGAACUUCAUGAAGGGCUUCCCUUUCCUCCUGGGAGCUGGCCUUCUCUUCAUUCCAGCCAUUCUGAUUGGGAUACUGGAAAGGACCUAUCCUCACCUGGAAUUCCAGCAGUUUCCUCAGAGCCCCUAAUCUGUGUGGACAGAAGACAAGAGGGCAAGAGGUGCAGUGUGAACAUGGAUCGUCUGGAAAUCUGCCCAGCGGAGCCAGCGGCCUCCUCAGGGGGCAGUGCUUACCUUGGACAACUUGUUUAAGUUAGAGCAGGGGACCACCUGUUCACAACUGAGCCAGCCUCUGUCUAGGAUCUGUAAUCUUCUUCACCUGUCAGGCUCACUCCAGGGAGCCAUUUGGAGCAUCGGUCUGUUUAGCCUUGAUACCAUCACUUCAAUCCCUCCAGGGGAGGGGGAGGUGAUAUUUCAGGAACCAGGUGAAACAUGGGAGCUGGCAUCUUUCCCUUUGGCCUACACUGCACAGCAUGGCCCAUGGUACUAGGCUUCUGAUGUGUACAACCACUAACAAUCAGUUUUUAAUGAUGAAUUAUGGUACCUGGCCACUUCCAGCCUUGGGGGCCAAAAGGAAGAGGGUCACGGUUGUGAACCAGUCCUUCACCACAGCCUACUCAACCCUGACCUCAGUAGUGCCAGCUGGUACAAUAAAUCAGUUAAAUCAAACUGAAGAGAA